CGGCGUCGUUCCAGCCUCAUUCUCCUUCAGAGAAAUUGAGUCCCCUUUUGGUGUCUGCUCCCGCGGCCAUUCCCGAGCAUAACCAAAAGCUUAAACGAUCACCGGAAUUGGAAUCAGAUAGCUGAAGAAGAAGGAGAAGGACAACAAUGGCAUAUAUAAGUAUGGGGGAAGCUCAUAGAAGAAUCACUGACUUCUUAAACCGCUUCUCCGACGCCGUUUCGUCCCAAGACGCCAAGUCCCUCUCCCUUAUCUUCUCUCUCUCUUCUAACCCUUCUUUCCUCGUUGCUGUCUCCGAUGCCCUCAUCACUUUCCAGGAUGCUAGCAGAGUAAUCAGACAAGCUGAUAGAUACUCUCAGUAUGCAGAUAUUCUACUCCCUCUAUUUCGUGCUUUACAAAGUUAUCGACUCAGAAACUUGGUUGAAUCUUACCAGGCUUUUGAAAAAGCUGCCAAUGCAUUUACUCAGGAGUUCCGCAACUGGGAAUCCGCUUGGGCGUUGGAAGCACUUUACGUCAUCGCCUAUGAAACUAGAAUUCUAGCUGAAAGGGCAGAUAGAGAGUUGGCUUCUAAUGGGAAAACACCUGAAAAGCUGAAAGGUGCUGGCUCAUUUCUCAUGAAAGUAUUUGGAGUCCUUGCUGGAAAAGGAUCGAAACGUGUUGGAGCUUUAUAUGUGACUUGCCAGCUGUUCAAAAUAUACUUCAAGCUCGGAACAGUUCACUUGUGUAAAAGUGUUACAAGAAGCAUUGAAACUGCCCGCGUUUUCGAUUUUGAGGAAUUUCCUCUUAGGGAUAAGGUUACUUACAUGUAUUAUACUGGGCGGUUGGAGGUCUACAAUGAAAAUUUUUCCGCUGCUGAUCAUAAGCUAUCAUACGCUCUAAGCCAUUGCAAUCCUCGGAAAGUAAGAAAUAUAAGGAUGAUUCUAAAAUAUCUGAUACCUGUGAAGCUCUCAAUCGGCAUCUUACCUAAAACUUCACUUUUGGAGAAGUACAAUUUGACUGAGUACAACAACAUUGUGCUUGCUCUUAGAAGGGGGGAUCUACAACUUCUUCGACGUGCUCUGCAGGAGCAUGAAGACCCGUUCUUAAGGUCUGGUGUUUAUCUUGUCCUGGAAAAGCUAGAGCUCCAAGUUUACCAGAGGUUACUAAAGAAGAUCUAUAUCAUCCAGAAGCAGAAAGAUCAGAAUAAAGCUCACCAAAUCAAGUUAGACUUAAUUGUUAGAGCUUUAAAAUGGCUUGAAAUUGAUAUGGAUGUUGAUGAGGUGGAGUGCAUCAUGUCCAUUUUGAUAUAUAAGAACCUUGUCAAAGGUUACUUUGCCCACAAGAGCAAAGUUGUAGUUUUGAGCAAGCAGGAUCCUUUCCCCAGAUUAACAGGCAAAGCAGUCAACUCAUAACGACGAGGCUGUGCCACUGUAUCUCUCCAAUUAUGUUCUUAAUGGAAUGGCAGAUUCCCAAUCAGGGUAAUGUAGCCGAAGCAUGCUCUCCUCGAUUAUGUUGAGGAUGACUGCCGUCUCAAGUCGCAUGAUGCCGUUGCACAAGUAUGAUGAUGGCAGGGGCUGCUUCUACCUGAUCCAUAACACAAUUUUGUAGUUUCAUUUAUUUUGAUAACAAUGUUAAAUGGUGGCUGUAGAAUUGAUUUAAGAAAUCUGAGACAUUGCUUAUUAUACUUAAUGUUCCAGAGUGUAUACUAUGCUGCAAGACUUCAACUUCAUCCAAAAAGUUCAGUGACCUUGUUACAUUUUAAUCACGGAAGCGUGCUACUUGUACCUUA
This is a messenger RNA of Nicotiana attenuata, 1765 nucleotides long. Its product is annotated as enhanced ethylene response protein 5. Gene Ontology annotation, molecular function: RNA binding; double-stranded DNA binding. Gene Ontology annotation, cellular component: transcription export complex 2. The record is from RefSeq and is a predicted model, not a curated record. Bases 147 to 1388 code for a protein of 413 amino acids. The transcript has 9 exons. Gene Ontology annotation, biological process: post-transcriptional tethering of RNA polymerase II gene DNA at nuclear periphery; poly(A)+ mRNA export from nucleus; transcription elongation by RNA polymerase II. Lineage: Eukaryota; Viridiplantae; Streptophyta; Magnoliopsida; Solanales; Solanaceae.